UGGCAGAUUUGAAAGCGGUGACACUGUGCGAGCGGGAUGACAUUUGAUGAACCAAAACAGGCCAUUAAUGCCGCAGCUAAAGUCUAUGUAAGUCCAUUCUGUGCGCCUCAGAGGCGUUCAGUUCCCAAUCUGCGUGAGAAAUGCGUCGCUGAUGUGAAACUUCCGGCUGAGGAGCGCAGUUUUUCUCACCGUCCUGUUCUUCACUUUACUCUGCUCAGUGGUUUUGUUUUUUUGUUUUUUUUUUCUGAAAUCGGGCUCAGCAAGUUUAAACAUGCGACUCUCGUGUGAUUACAACUUUAAUGAUCCCUGAAGUUUAAGCGCAAAGUCGAAAGAGAAAGCCCGUGGUGCAUUUUUCAGCUGGACUUGACGGGCGCACGACAGCUGCGGGAUCUUAUCUGUCCUCCCUCCAAAAACACCCGGUAGCUGCCGUUUAAAGCCCGUCGGUGUGAAGGUUUAUACGCAGGUUGCAGAACUUGUUCUGUUUUAGUAUCAGCAGACCACAGUGAGCUGAGAGAUCAUCCUCUGACUCUGCAGCUGAAGCCUGGAUUUCACUGCCACAGGUGAACAUGGACGUGGAUCUAGAUGGAUUAUUUCGUCAGAACACCACAUAUGACUAUGAUGACAACUACGAAUAUAAAGGGGAUUUUGAAUCAAGCAGUCAGACAGUGGGGAUGCCGGUUUUGUACUCUUUUGUGCUGAUUGUAGGCCUCCUGGGGAAUAUACUGCUCCUGGCACUUCUGGCUCAGAAGAGGCAAUCAUGGAGCAUGUCAGACACCUUUAUCCUCCACUUGGGUGUUGCAGACAUCCUGCUUCUGGUGACGCUGCCCCUCCAGGCUGCACAGGCAGCUCAGCAUUGUGAAUGGUGCUUUGGGAUCUUCUGCAAGAUCUGUGGAGCUGUUUUUAAUAUCAACUUCUACUGUGGGAUCUUUCUGCUGGUUUGCAUCAGUUUAGACCACUACUUGUCUGCCGUCCAUGUCGCCCACUUGUACUCUCACAAGAAGCCCUGGUUAGUUCAUAUCAGCUGCCUCUUGGUCUGGCUUGUUUCCCUUCUCCUCACCAUCCCUGACUGGAUUUUCCUGGUGGAAGAGAGAGAUCCAGUAAAAGAAAAAACAUUUUGUGUGCACAGCUACUCUCAGUCUGUAACUGACUGGCAGCUGUUGUCACGUUUGCUCCACCACAUGGUAGGCUUUGUCCUGCCUGCAGGCGCCCUGAUCAUCUGCUGGUCCUGUAUCUUACUACGGCUUCAGAGAAGCUCUAAAGGCCUCCAGAACCAGAGGUUCAUCAUGGUCAUCCUGCCUCUGAUAGUAGUAUUCUUUCUCUGCUGGAUGCCAUAUAACAUCACACUCCUUGUGGACACCUCCAGGAGGAGCUCUAAGGAGUCUCACAAUGAUUUAUCUGGAAAUCCUGAAGGUUCCUUGGAAACAGCUCUUGCGGCCACCUCUGCCCUAGGCUGUGUGCAUGCCUGCCUCAGGCCUCUGCUGUAUCUUGGCCUGUGUAGAAACUUCAGGAAACGGUUGCUGGACAUGAUGAAAUGUGCUACAGUUGAAUCCAAGAGUUCACUGUGGGAGCUGAACGUGGGUGAGGAAGUGCUGCCUGACCAAAGUCAUGAGGGGGAAGAGCUGAAACAGAUGACAAGUGCAGAGCAUCAGGUGCAGUCAGUUCAGGGCAGAUGACUGGAAAAAAAUGUUUUGCUGUGACUCAGAAGUGAUCUGAAUAAUGAUCCACCCCUGAGUGGUAAUUAGAGGCCUUGGUCAUCAUGUCAUUGGUUCAGUGGGCGGAGGACUAUAUUCUGUGUAAUGGAUAGAAAUAGAUAUUUAUAAAAAGAAAAGACUCUCACAUUCCGCUUUUAAUGUGAUGGUUUCAGAGCCACGUCAUCGUGUCAUGAAUUGUUGUACUUUUUAAGCUUACCACUUUAAAUCAUGAACUGUAGAUAUCUGUAUUUUAUUGUGCAAUGUUAUUGUUAUUCUUCUAACUGAAAACAAGCAGUUUCCAUUAUUUUAUCUACAGUAAAAAUCAUUAUGUCAGUGAAGUGUUUUCAACUUUUUUACAAUUAUCAUAAAGCUAAUGCCAUAACAUUUGAAACUGAAUAGAAUACAUAUUUUAUUCUUGCCAAAGCUGUUGUGUUCUGGCAUUAAACAGGCUGACACGGUUUGGAACUUUAUCACUGAGAAUACUUCACUGUUCAUUUUGUGAGCUAGUUUUUGCUUACUUUUUUUCUUAGUAGAGAUGGUGAAUUCCACAAUUGCACAGUGAGUGUGUGCAUGCCUGUGUGUGACUACAGGGGACUUAUGGAAUUUCCCUUCGGUGAAUCCCACAGUUUUUGUUCUUUUUGACUGCAUUGUUACAACAUUACUGUGUGGGUUACACAAGAUGACACAAACAGAUCAUGACAUCAUCAGUCAGGUGACAGAGCACGACCGAGGAGGAGGAAGAAGGGAAAAAAAGCUCUGUUGUUGUUGCUGCAGUCUUUCCGUAGCUCUCUGUUAAACUCUAAUCAAAGGACUUGGCUGUUUGGCAGAAAGACAUCAGCACACUUUCUGCUGUUACUGAGGAAAUGAGUAGGUGACAAAAGAAGGGAAGUUAGAGAUCAACAUCUUGUUGUGACAUUCAUAGUACAUGUUGUGCCAAACAACAAAGCCUGUGGUUUUUAAUGCUACGUUGCUCUACAGGUUGUGACCUGCCAGGCAAGCGUCAUUUCUGGGCUAAAGGCAUAAUAAUGAUACUCAUCUUUGCAAAUGUAACUUUAAAUAGAGAGUACUGUCAUAGUUGGGUGCUCAUUUGGAAACUUAAUGUACAGUAUUUUCACACUCAACAAACAUAAACCAUUUCCUCCUCUCAGACCAGCUCUUUUCCUUCCUCUUACAGCUGAAUGAUGUGUUUAUUCAGAGCCUAAGUCUCAUUAAGAAUGUGACCUAAUCUGAGAAAUACCGGUUGACAGUAACAGCAGAAUCCCAUCAUGUUUAUCACAUUACUGGUAGUGAUUACUCUUGAGCAUCACAUUAACUUGAAGUUUUAUUUCCUGCUUCAGUUCAAGCUGAUCUGUUAUACACAAGCAGCUGACCAUGAUUCUUUAAUAAGUAACAAAUGUGUUAUCAGCACAAACAAAAACGUUGGAAAACGGUAUAGAUUCCUCCAAAAAAAUUAGGCAAGAAUGCUUUAUUAUAGUUUAAAAAACAUCAUGACUGCAUGAUUAACAACAAGAAACAUUAAUGUUGGCCUCAUUGUGCUUAAUGUGUUUGAAUGGGUUUGCAGCCAAGCUCUUCAAUCCACUGUAUUACUUGCUGCUUCAGGACUGAAAUGUUGAUAGUUUAGACACGCUGGUUGUUGCUAAUAUGAUCCUGUAAAGAGCCACGACCAGCCUGCAGUGUUUAUCCAUUGCUCACCCUGGUAUGUUCAUCAUGUAAGGCUGAGCAGCAAUGGCACAUGUGUUUUAUAUAUGUAUUAGUUGAUCUGGAUAAACCUGUCUUCAGUCACAUUAUUUCUGUGUGUUCAUUUUUAAUCUUGUCACCUAUCAGUUUUCUGCUGAAAUCAUUAUGCGGAAAGAUGUGUGUCAGCUUUUUGUCACUUUGCUUCCGUUUCCUGUCAAAAAGAUGCAAACUGUUUCCAAUGAAACUGCUACCUGUGGGUUUCUAUUUUUAAUUAUUCCUACAUGUAUUCUGCACAUGAUUCUAGUAACUGUUAGAAAGUUCUCUACAUGUGCAGGGUAUAUCUUAUAAUGCAUCAAAUGCUCAAUGCAAAAAGAAAGAAGACAGAGGGAGAGCAGAAAUGAAUGUUGUACAAUCUGACUUCUCCUGAAAUUUAAGUUGUGAUCCUCUGUCUCACACUUCAGUCUUAACAUAUAUUGUGUACACUGCAUUUUCAGAACCAUGAUCUUAGCUUUACAAUGUGCAAAAAUCUAGUAUGUGAUCAAAAAGAUCACAAUUCAGAAAACCUAUGAACUUGAUGUUACAUUCCACAGUGCAUUUUGAAUAAGAAACACAUAAAACAGGCAGGGGAUGAAGUGCAUCCACUGUUUCUUGCCUGGCUCUUUGUCUACCGUAGAAUAAAGAUACAGUUGGACUUCUAUGUCUUAUAGAUCAUUCAAAAUUGUGAGUUGGUUUUGGUACAAUAUGUAGAAAAAGAAUAGGAACAUUCUCAUUACAGUAUACAAUCCCUUUUAAAUAAUACUUCUAUGGCCAGCAACUAAAUUCACUUGAGAAAUAGCGCAUUUUAUUUACUCAUUUAACAGUUUCAAUUCAUUCUUUUGCAAAAUUUCAGCCUGCUCUAAAUAUGUGUUUUGCUUUGAUUUUAGUAGUUUUUUUUUUUUUUUUUUACCUCAAAACAGUGGUAAAAUUUUCAGACCAUGAAGAAAAGAGUCUGGGAUUGAACCACUCUGAGGCUGGGAGAGACUAUAUAUAAUUGCAUCAACCUCUGAAUAGAGCAGAGCAGAAAAUUAUAGAGUCACUCUGGCAAAUAAAAAUGUAUUUUACUCCUUUAUCAGUACUCUUAUUCCUACUGGUUGACUGAUAAGAUUUAGAACCACAGAUCUUUCCAUGAACUGUUCCUAAUGCAUAUGUUAUUUUAAAUGUGUGUUUAUUUUAUUUUAUUUUUAUUUCUAAUCACCUUUCUGUUUCCUCUGUUGUUAUUCUCCUUUAUGUUGAGCAAAAAUAAAAUUUUACUUUAGUGUACAAUAAAAAUAUCAAUUUUAUUCCA
Molecule: messenger RNA, 4692 nt
Organism: Amphiprion ocellaris (clown anemonefish)
Lineage: Eukaryota; Metazoa; Chordata; Actinopteri; Pomacentridae
Product: C-X-C chemokine receptor type 3-like
Exons: 3
Coding region: 567-1673 (368 amino acids)
Biological process (GO): immune response; G protein-coupled receptor signaling pathway
Cellular component (GO): membrane
Molecular function (GO): G protein-coupled receptor activity
Source: RefSeq, a predicted model, not a curated record